Trichogramma pretiosum is the source of this 873-nucleotide messenger RNA. RefSeq names its product chymotrypsin-2-like. The transcript is spliced from 3 exons. The record is from RefSeq and is a predicted model, not a curated record. Bases 1 to 873 code for a protein of 290 amino acids. Gene Ontology annotation, biological process: proteolysis. Gene Ontology annotation, molecular function: serine-type endopeptidase activity. Lineage: Eukaryota; Metazoa; Arthropoda; Insecta; Hymenoptera; Trichogrammatidae.
AUGAAGUCGACAGCAGCAACGAUCGUCGUGGCGCUCGUCGUCGGCUGCUUGUUCGCCUUCUCUUGUGCAGCAGCAGCAGAAGCAGCGAACAGCGACGAAGACGUUACCACCGUCACCCCCAACGAUGACGAGGAAUCGAGCAUCGGCAGCAACAAAACCGUGCCCAGCGUCGACCGUAUAAUCGGCGGCACCCAGACGACCAUCGACAAGUAUCCGUAUCAGGUGUCGUUGCGUCGCAGCGGCGAUCACUACUGCGGCGGUGCCAUAAUCAGCCCCUGGCACAUUCUCACGGCGGCCCACUGCAUCGUGAAGAUAGCCCAUCCGCCUUACCGAGACAUCACCGUGGUCACGGGCUCCUCCGUGUCCUACGGCAAUUGGGGCGAGAGGCAUCGAGUCAGGCGGAUCGUCGUGCAUCCGAAUUACGCGGCCGACGAGAAGACGUCGUUCGCCAAUGACUUGGCAGUGAUCACGAUAGCGGAUACGAUUCGCUACAACCAGUAUCAGCAAAAGAUCGAGCUGCCGAGCAGGGACGUGACGAUCGGCGACGUCGCCACCAUAACCGGCUGGGGUGUGCGCAAGUAUCCGUCCUACGACGCCUCGCCCCAUCUCGAGUUCGCCCUCCAGAGGCUCAUACCCCUCGAGACGUGCGCCAAGAUGGUCAAGCCCUACGUGAUCAACAAUCAGCAGAUCUGCGCUCUGAACAGGAAGGGAAUCGGCGCUUGUUCCGGCGACAGCGGUGGGCCAUUGGUAGCUCACAAUCGACUCAUCGGAGUCAUCUCGUGGAUCAUCCCCUGCGCCGAGGGUUAUCCGGACAUCUACUCGAAUCUCAUUUAUCACGUCGAUUGGAUCAGGUCCCAAAUGUCACGAUUUUGA